AUGUCGGCCUCUGCACGUCUCACAACAAACCUCUGCCGGAGGGCCGCGGCAGCCCCCUCACCACUGCCAACAGCCCAGUUCCAGAAGGCACGCGAUAUCAGGAGCCUGUCUUCGGCUGCUACUGGCCGGUUACGGCGUCCUGGCGUCCGCGCGACAUACGGCAGCUCCCUUGCUGCGCAAACGACUCGGAGGUGUCUGUCAACUACCUCAGCCCGUCUAUACGCCAAAGCCGACGACUCGUUCGACCCAGCCAGCAUUGACCGCGAGAGCGACGAGGUGGAUGUCUGCAUUAUCGGCGGCGGCCCCGCCGGCCUCUCGGCUGCCAUCCGUCUGAAGCAGCUGGCCAACGAGGCGGGCAACGAGGACUUCCGGGUGCUGCUGCUCGAGAAGGCCGGGGAGCUCGGCGCGCAUGUCCUCUCAGGCGCCGUGGUCCAGCCGACUGCGAUCAACGAGCUCAUCCCGGAUUGGCUUGACGAGGCGAACGAGAACCGUUUCACCGGCGCGACGCCCGCGACUAAGGAUCGCAUGCGCUUCCUCACCGAGAAGUCGUCGAUCCCCUUGCCGAAACCGCCGCAGAUGAGCAACCAUGGGAACUACAUCCUCAGUCUGAACGAAUUCACAAAAUGGCUUGGCGAGCGCGCCGAGGAGGUCGGCGUCGAGGUAUACCCCGGGUUCGCUGCUAGCGAGGUGCUGUUCGGGCCGGACGGAAGUGUUAAGGGCGUGGCAACGAACGACCUGGGCAUCGCACGCAGCGGGAAACCCAAGGAUACGUUCGAACGGGGCAUGGAGUUCCACGCGCGCGUCACGCUCUUCGGUGAGGGUUGCCACGGGAGCCUGAGCAAGCAGGUCAUCAAGAAGUUCGAGCUGCGCCGCGAGAGCCAGCACCAGACGUAUGCGCUGGGAGUCAAGGAGGUGUGGGAGGUGCAGCCGGAGAAGUUCAGGAAGGGCGAGGUCACCCACUCGAUGGGCUUUCCGCUCUCCUACGACACAUACGGCGGCGCAUGGAUGUACCACUUUGGCGACAACCUUGUCAGCAUCGGCCACGUCGUCGCGCUCGACUACUCCAACCCGUGGCUGUCUCCCUACGGCGAGUUCCAAAAGCUGAAGCAGCACCCGCUGUACCGCGAGGUACUCGAAGGUGGCAAGUGCAUCUCGUACGGCGCGCGCGCCCUCAUCGAGGGCGGCUUCCAGUCGAUCCCCAAGGUCGCCUUCCCCGGCGGCGCGCUAAUCGGCGACUCAGCCGGGUUUGUGAACGUACCCAAGAUCAAGGGCACGCACAGCGCCAUGAAGUCGGGCAUGCUCGCCGCGGAGGCGGCCUGGAACGCGCUGCGGGAGAGCAGCGACGCCGGCGCCGUCUUCCUGUACGAGUACGAGGAGUCCCUCCGCAAGUCGUCCGUCUGGAAGGAGCUCAAGGAGGUGCGCAACAUGCGGCCGUCCUUCCACACCCCGCUCGGCCUGUACGGCGGCAUGCUGUACUCGGGCCUCGAGGCCUUCGUGCUCAAGGGCCGCGUGCCCUGGACGCUGCGCCACGGCACCCCCGACCACGCCGCCACCAAGAAGGCCGACGACUGUCCCAAGAUCGAGUACCCCAAGCCCGACGGCAAGCUCACCUUCGACAUCCUCACCAGCGUCUCGCGCACCGGCACCAACCACGAGGAGGACCAGCCCGUGCACCUGCAGGUCAAGGACUGGGACAAGCACACCGCCGAGACCUGGCCCGCCUUCAAGGGCGUCGAGAACAGGUUCUGCCCGGCGGGCGUGUAUGAGUACGUCGAGGACGCGUCCAAGCCGGAGGGCGUGCGCUUCCAGAUCAACGCGCAAAACUGCAUCCACUGCAAGACGUGCGACAUCAAGGCACCUAACCAGGACAUCAACUGGCAGGUCCCCCAGGGCGGCGAGGGUCCGAAAUAUUACAUGACCUGA
Chaetomium globosum CBS 148.51 is the source of this 1923-nucleotide messenger RNA. RefSeq lists its product as uncharacterized. Lineage: Eukaryota; Fungi; Ascomycota; Sordariomycetes; Sordariales; Chaetomiaceae. Gene Ontology annotation, biological process: electron transport chain. The transcript is spliced from 2 exons. Gene Ontology annotation, cellular component: mitochondrial inner membrane. The record is from RefSeq and is a predicted model, not a curated record. The coding region runs from base 1 to 1923 and encodes 640 amino acids. Gene Ontology annotation, molecular function: electron-transferring-flavoprotein dehydrogenase activity; iron-sulfur cluster binding.